AUGGGUCGAACAAACAGUGAUUCUGAAGAAGAAGAGCCACCACGCCCGUCAAAAAGAUUUCAGAAAUCACAGAAAAAUGAUAAUCCUGAGCCUGAAACAACAGAAACAAACAGUACAAGAGAUAUUAAUGUUCGUAAUAAAAUGGUUCGACAACUAUUGUAUGUAAAAUUAAAACGUACAAAAUCUAAAACAAAAUUAAAAGAACGUAAAUUACGUAAAGAAUCAAAUGAACCAAGAGAAAAACCAAAAACAUUGGAAAGUAAACGUCAACCAGAUGAGACAUGGAUUGAUCAAAAUGAUUCGGAAACACUAAAUGAUAUUGAAAAUGAUGAAAUGAGUAAAUAUUUCAAACGUCAAACAGACAAUGAACCAAAAAUACUUUUAACAAGUCAACAAGGAUUUCCAACGUCAUUUACGAAUAAAUUUCUAAAAGAAUUAGCACGUGUACUCCCAAAUACAACAUAUUUUUAUCGUCGACAUCAUCCAAUUAAAAGAAUAAUGAAAAAAAUGGCCGAUGAAGAUUACACUGAUUUAAUCGUCAUUAACGAAGAUCAUGGUAAACCGUCCACACUCUACAUUUCUCACCUACCCGAGGGACCAACAAUGAAAUUUCGUUUAACAAGUUGUCGUUUAUCAAAACAACUGAGAUCGCGUGGAAAAAAUUGUUAUACAAAAUAUCGUCCAGAAAUCAUUUUAAAUCAUUUCAAUACAAGAAUUGGUGUUAAAGUUGGCCGAUUAUUAGCAGCACUGUUUCCACAUGAUCCACAAUAUGUUGGUCGACAUGUUAUUACAUUUCAUAAUCAAAGAGAUUUUAUCUUCUUUCGUCAUCAUAUGUACAAGUUUAAAGAUGAAAAAAAAGUUGGACUUCAAGAAUUAGGUCCACGUUUUACAUUAAAAUUAAAAUCAAUACAAAAGGGUACAUUUGAUUCGUUAUAUGGAGAAUACGAAUUUGUAUUCAAAAGAAAAGAAAUGGAAACAAGUAGAACUAAAUUUUUUCUUUAA
Molecule: messenger RNA, 1002 nt
Organism: Didymodactylos carnosus
Lineage: Eukaryota; Metazoa; Rotifera; Eurotatoria; Philodinida; Philodinidae
Source: the annotation of a GenBank genome assembly